AUGGUUCGCUCCAUUGACGAGGCUGACAAGCCAGCAAAAGGGGAAAGAAGACUGACACUCAGAAGGAGUCGAAGUGAUUCAGACACAGAGUAUGUUCCUCCCAAGCAUAAAUAUGCUCCUCCUUCAGAAUCUGAAAGCGAAAGCUCCGAUGAUGAGGCUUCAGGUCGUGGUGAUACCCCGCCUCACUCCCCUACCCUAGAAAUUCCAGUUCGCUCCCUACCUCCUUCUCCUCCACCUGUUACUAUCCCAGUAUUCAUCCCUCCUAUAUUUCCUAUCCCUACAUCUCAACCAUCAACCUCAACUCCUAUCCCCACUCCAAUCUUCACAGACACUACCACUACCACCACUACUCAUUCUACAGCUCCCACCCCACCUGUUACAACCGAACCACCAGUAACAACCGAACCUCCUGUUACUACCAAACACUUAUCACCUACACCUUCUACUGACACCGCCCCAGUUCUAGGCGGUGAGGACUGGGAAUUUGAUUCCACUUAUUUCAGUCCUUACUGUGUACAGAGUGAUGAAGACGACGAUGAACCGGUAACCAAGCGUCAUCUCAAAGCAGUCAAUGACAAACUCGAUCAACUGCUCUCUUCUUCUUCAUCUGGAGCCUAUUAUGAUGCUGCUUUAAAGGCUUUGUUCUCCGCUGUCGUUCAAGAACAUAAUGCCUCUCUUUCUGCUGCAACUAAGGCUAUAGACGCUUCCACUUCACAAUGCCAGAAAGCCUCCCUUGUUUUUGAGGCUUCCACAAAGGAGUGCAAAGAAGCGACCGCAAAAGUCGAUAAACUACGUUCUCUUCAAGCUGAACGGUCUAACCUUGAAGCUACUCGUCAAGCAAUCGAGGCAGCCAAUACCACUCUGCUCGACAAUGUCAAUGAUCUAUUGACUCAAUUGAAGGCAGAGUUGGCUGUUGAGAAUCGCAUCAUGGAUGAACUCGACAAAAGAACCUCUCAGCUGAAGAUGCAGAAUCUCAAACUUCACACUGCUACAGCCGAACUCAAUGACUUGAAGUCUGAGAGGGAGGAUAUUGAAGCUUCGGUCAGUAAUAGAGACAAGAAGAAGAAGAAAAUUGGGGAGGAUGACACUGAUAAUGAAGAUGAUGUCUAUGCUGAAAAUCCCGAAAAGCCUUUUCAGAGGACAAAACCUUCUGAUAAAGAGCUUGAAGAAAGGUUCAAGAAACAAAAGGCUGAGCUGGAGCAGAAGCAAAAGGAAAAAGAGCUCCUGGAAAAGAAGAAGUCCAUUUUUCCUGAAUGGACUCUUGAUUCGCUUCAAAGGUGUGCCAUUGAUGAGCCAAGCACACUUUGUCUUGAGCAUGUGAUGUCGUUCGGGCUUGAUAACUCCAAGGAUGCACAGUUUGACAUGCCGAUCACGCAAAAGGCAUUCAUCUUUCAUUGCUUCAACUCAACUGUUUCCAUCCCGUCUCCAGACCCGAAAGUCGAUAGGGAUCUGUUGCAGUUCUAA
Messenger RNA from Lactuca sativa (garden lettuce), 1464 nucleotides. Lineage: Eukaryota; Viridiplantae; Streptophyta; Magnoliopsida; Asterales; Asteraceae. The record is from RefSeq and is a predicted model, not a curated record.